Phyllostomus hastatus (greater spear-nosed bat) is the source of this 1278-nucleotide messenger RNA. RefSeq names its product carcinoembryonic antigen-related cell adhesion molecule 1-like. The transcript has 9 exons. Gene Ontology annotation, biological process: regulation of immune system process; signal transduction. Gene Ontology annotation, molecular function: protein tyrosine kinase binding. The coding region runs from base 1 to 1278 and encodes 425 amino acids. Gene Ontology annotation, cellular component: plasma membrane; cell surface. NCBI's taxonomy places the organism in Eukaryota, Metazoa, Chordata, Mammalia, Chiroptera, Phyllostomidae. The record is from RefSeq and is a predicted model, not a curated record.
AUGGAGUCCUUGUCAGCUCCAACCCUCAGGGGGCACGUCCCCUGGCAGGGGCUCCUACUAGCUGUCUCACUCUCAACUUUCUGGAACCUGCCCACCACUGCCCAACUCACUAUUGAGUCAGUGCCACCCAAUGCUACUGAAGGGAAGGAUGUGCUUCUCCUUGUCCUCAAUCUAACUGAGAAUGUUAUAGGCUAUGCCUGGUACAGAGGGGAAAAUGUGGAAAGGAACCAUCUCAUUGUAACCUAUAGCAAAGACACUCUAGCAAGUACCCUGGGGAAUGCACACAAUGGUCGAGAGACAAUACAAGCCAAUGGAUCCCUGCUGUUCCAGAAGGUCACCCUGAGUGACACAGGAGACUACACCGUACAAGUCACAAUGAGAGAUAUCACGAGUGACAAAGCAACUGGACAGCUCCACGUGUACCCGGAGUUACCCAAACCCAGCCUCACAAGCAACAACUCCAACCCUGAGGAGCACAAGGACCCUGUCCUGUUAACAUGUGAGCCUGAGACUGAGGACACCACCUACCUGUGGCUGAUCAACAGUCAGAGCCUCCAGGACAGCACAAGGCUGGAGCUGUCCAAGGACAACAGGACUCUCACUUUGCUCCAUGUCACGAGGACUGACACAGGACCCUAUGAGUGUGAAACCCGGAACCCAGUGAGUGCUGGCCGCAGUGACCCCUUCACCCUGAAUGUUCUCUAUGGCCCGGAUGCCCCCUCCAUUUCCCUCCCGGACUCCCAUUACCCACCAGGGGCAAACCUCAGACUCUCCUGCCACACAGCCUCUAACCCACCUGCACAGUAUUCUUGGCUUAUCAAUGGGAGACCCCAGCAGCCCACACAGGAGCUCUUUAUCCCCAGCAUCACUGCAAGUGACAGUGGAUCCUAUACCUGCCUUGCCCAUAACUCUGUCACUGGUCUCAAUAGGACCACAGUCAGGACCAUCAAAUUGACUGGUAAGUCAGAAAAUGACUACACAGGCUACUCCACAGGGACCAUUGCUGGCAUCGUGAUUGGGGUCCUCUUCGUGGUGGCUCUGGGGAUCUCCCUGGGGUGUUUCCUGUACCACAGGAGGACUGGGAGGGCCAGUGACCCACAAGGCCUCAGAAAACACCGGCCCCCAGUGUCCACCCCAGGCCAGGGUUCCUCUGGAGCCUCCACCUCCACGGGCCCCCUCCCCGGCCCCAGGACAGCCAGCCCCAUCUAUGAGGACUUGCUGCACCUGAGCACAGAUGUGUACUGCCGCAUCAGCCCCAAAGCCGACGGGGCUUCCUAG